Exophiala bonariae is the source of this 465-nucleotide messenger RNA. RefSeq lists its product as uncharacterized. The record is from RefSeq and is a predicted model, not a curated record. Gene Ontology annotation, molecular function: oxidoreductase activity. Bases 1 to 465 code for a protein of 154 amino acids. Gene Ontology annotation, cellular component: cytosol. The transcript has 2 exons. NCBI's taxonomy places the organism in Eukaryota, Fungi, Ascomycota, Eurotiomycetes, Chaetothyriales, Herpotrichiellaceae.
AUGCAGUCCACCACGGUUCAGGAGACUAAUUCAUACGGUGGAUACAGCGGUCUGGUCAAAGGUGUCGCCAAAGCCCCUGAUAUUGCAGAGGAUGACAUGAACGUCAUGUUUGCGACCAACGUGACAGGAUUGAUCAAUGUAACACAAGCGAUUUUGCCCUCAAUGCUGAAGCGAAACAAUGGCAAUGGUUCAGGCGACAUUAUCAACAUUGGUUCGAUAGCAGGCCGUGAGGGGUACGUCGGCGGUGGUGUUUACUGUGCAACCAAGGCUGCCGUCCGAGCGUUUACUGAAAGCCUGCGCAAAGAAUUGAUUUCAACGAGAGUUCGAGUAAUUGGAAUCGACCCAGGCCAAGUCGAGACAGAAUUUUCGCUUGUCAGAUUUGGGGGCAAUCAAGACAAGGCCAAUGCUGUUUAUGCGUGCGUUUCAAGCCCCAGAGUCUCAACUUGCGUCGGUGUGAUGCAUUGA